AAUCUUAGAAGAUAUGAUAUUAUAUUCUUAAAGAUUUGAUGGUAGGUACCCUUUAAUCUCGUCCGUCGAUGUAAUUGUAUCUUGACCGUCGGUUUUGGGGGAGCUCAAGUAUAAAUAGAGAGCCUCCCCCUCAUUUGUACUCACUCCAUUCAUUGUUUCAUUAUUCUUUGUGAAUAAGAGAAUAGAGAGCAUUUACUCAAACACUUUGUGUGCGUCCCUUUCAUUGUUCUUUAUAAGCUUCUUUUGGCAUAAGUUUGCUUCCAUUUGCAGUCGGUGCCUUGGAGGAGUUCUUAAAGAAUCCUCAUUCGAGUAAAGGCUGACUUGGGCGAGUUUGGACGAGCGAAUCGCCUAAGGCCGCACGGAUUGCGCGACGAAAGGUCUAGUCCCGUGACACUUGAAUAUACAAUUAAGUUUGUAUAUUAUCAAAUAUUAUGAAAUGUUUCAUAAUAAAUUCUCGAUUUUCCAUGAUAUCUACCUUUAAUUCUCAUCAAUCCACCAAUUAAGUUAUUGGCUCAAUAGCAAAUUUGUGUGUUUCAAAUUAAUUGACAUGAAGUUUAAAUUUGGAUCAGUAAACCCCUUUUCCAUUAUAAUUUAAUUGCUUCCUAGUAUAAAAGAAAAUCUCUUGAAUUUAAAAAUAAUAUAGAUGGUGUUUAAAAAAUGGACCAGAUAACGAAUUCCAUCAAUAAAUAUUGACCAUAAUUGGUCAUUUAUGUGUGCUUCGUCAGACCAAGAAAUUUUCAAACACUGAACCAACCGGGUAUUGCAAUAGAAUGGUUGGUCCAAUGAGCUAGCACAAUUAAAAGAGACGACUCGGAAUAUUAUGGUUUUUCUCUUGACUUGAUCAUUGCCAAACUCAAAAGUCACGCCAUUGGUAUUUCCACCACCACUACUACAAGUCCAUGAUCAUGUUCUUAUGAUCUUGCACAACCCAAGGCAUUAUUAGUUGUUCCUGCAAUGUCUACACCAGCACAAUAUUAUCAAUCGUUGCCGCCUGUGAGCAAGUUCUAUGGAGUGGCCUGUUUGAUGACCACCUCCGCCUUCUAUCUUGCCCUUUAUGAUCCCUGGAACAUAGCUCUCUCUUACCAAGAAGUAUUUAAACGUUUCCAGGUUUGGAGGCUCAUCACCAACUUCUUCUUCCUUGGGCCAUUUUCACCCUUUUUCGCCAUCCGUCUUAUAAUGAUAGCAAGAUAUGGUGUGUUACUAGAGAGAGUGCCUUUUGACAAGAGAACAGCAGACUAUGUCUGGAUGCUGAUGUUUGGAGCACUGUCACUUUUGGUGAUGGCUGCUAUUCCAUUUCUAUGGACACCUUUCAUGGCCGGUUCACUGGUUUUCAUGAUCGUCUAUGUUUGGAGCCGUGAGUUCCCAAAUGCACAAAUUAGCAUCUAUGGUGUAGUAACAUUGAAGGGAUUUUAUCUACCAUGGGCAUUGCUAGCUUUGGAUCUAAUAUUUGGGGCUUCUUUAAUGGAAGAUAUAAUAGGGAUGGUUGCAGGGCAUCUUUAUUACUUUCUAACAGUAUUUCAUCGUCUUGCUGGUGGCAAAUACGUUCUCAAGACCCCUCUUUGGGUACACAAACUAGUAGCGUACUGGGGGGAGGGAAUCCAAAUUAAUUCUCCAGUGCAGCGUGACCCUUCUGCCGGAGUUGCUUUCCGAGGAAGAAGCUACCGACUCGAUGGUAAUCGAGCCAGAACAACUACGGCGCCGUCAGAGCAGAACCAGACCGAUAAUUCAGCAAGGCAGCCUAAUUCAGGCGAGGGCGUUGCAUUUCGGGGGAAAAGUUACCGGCUUAGUGGUCAUUAACUGAGGACUCCAUCUUUACAUUCUACCAAGUUUUUAUGGUAUUAGUUUGUUCACUAUGUUAUAUUUUGAAAUUUAAACUAUCCAUUAACUAUGAUCCAAUAACUAAGGUUUAAUUUCUUGUACGAUUUUACAAAUGAAAUGUUACUUUAAUUCAAUUUUCACUAAUUAUAAACAA
This is a messenger RNA of Gossypium arboreum, 1972 nucleotides long. Its product is annotated as derlin-1.1-like. The record is from RefSeq and is a predicted model, not a curated record. NCBI's taxonomy places the organism in Eukaryota, Viridiplantae, Streptophyta, Magnoliopsida, Malvales, Malvaceae. Gene Ontology annotation, cellular component: Hrd1p ubiquitin ligase ERAD-L complex; endoplasmic reticulum membrane. The transcript is spliced from 7 exons. The coding region runs from base 955 to 1797 and encodes 280 amino acids. Gene Ontology annotation, biological process: endoplasmic reticulum unfolded protein response. Gene Ontology annotation, molecular function: misfolded protein binding; ubiquitin-specific protease binding.